AGGACCUCAAAGAGAACAUACAGGGGCUUUAUACUGGCCAUCAUAGUAGAACAGAAAGCAGCGAGGGGGUGUGGACCUCACGCUGGCAGCUGAACAGCCUGGAGAGAUUGAGAGGCGUUGAACCAGAACAGAACCACAAGAUUGUCCAGAAGUCCAGAAAGAGAAAAACAGAACCAGAAGACGGAGAGAGAGAAAGAUCGGCAUUUAUACUGUAUCUUACUCUGGAAAACGACAACUUACCGUUACACCAGCAGCAGGAACGUGGCAUAACAGCACAGAAUGUCUCAACAGCCAUCGACCAACGUAAAAGCCCUUCAGGCUAACCUCAAUAUUCCAAUGGGGGCUCUCCGUCCUGGGGCGGGACUUCCUGGGAAGAGGCGAGAAGAGUCAGUAGAAACAACAGAGGCAACCCCAGUUUCUCCAGAGGAGAAAAAGCCCCUGCCUGGUGCUGUGAAACUACCGGGCCCCACCGUCAACCUCUCUGAGAUCCAGAAUGCAAGGAGUGAGCUCAAAUGGGUCACUAAGGACUAAACUACACAACACAGGUGUCUCCGCCCCCAAUUCACUUGCAAUCCAACGGGUACCUUCUCCAUCCAAUGAUAUUCAAGUAUUUACCACUAACACCCUGAGCAUCGAUCACAAUGUCAUGACGGAAUCGACGACAAGCCUUAAUAAUGAUGACGAUACCCAACACUGAGAGAGGGGGCGGAUUCUUUUAAAGCAAAGACUGAUGGAAAAUGAGCCGUUAUAAGAUCAGAGAUUGGUCCGUGUCAACUAUAGGUCAUCUCUGUUUAAAUCUUUCUGUAUGCUAUUCUGUAUUUUGUUUUUAAAUGUUCUGUGUUUGGCAUAGAUUUGCUUUUAAAGUAAAGUUGUGUAUUCUCAUUCUAUCAUGUGUUGAAUCAUGUAAUGCUUUUAUCUUUCAAAAUAACGCAGUUUGAAACUACGCAAUUUACACAUUUUAUAUAUGCUUGACAAUUCCAAUGAAACAGCUAAACUCCUUCACAAUAAAAAAUAAAGUCAUACAGGUUUGUAAAGAUUUAAAGCCAAGUAAGUCCCCUAUGGAAUUCCUCGAAUCUUGAAUCUAUCACACAAAAAACACAUUUUCUUCUUAAACACGUUCUUUGUAGCUUUGUUUUCACUCCCUACACAUCUUUCUUUAUCUCUGGCGUUGUUCUCGUGUGUUGCAGUACAUGAGUAGGCUGUUGCAUAAUAAAACAUAAUUUCGCAUUCUCUCCAGGAGCAAGCCUGUAGGAGGAUAAAGCCAGCACUUGUUAUCCUUGAACAAAUAGAACUGGAUUUCAAAUGCAGCACAGUCGGUUUGUUAUGUAUAUAAACCAGCAGCAGUUUAACUGUGUAAAGCUCCUCUUUUCCUCCUCUGUGAACCAGAUCAUAUGUGUCUGUACUGCAUUGUGGUCCAUUUUGAGUGAAAGUGUCCUUAUUAAA
Triplophysa rosa is the source of this 1443-nucleotide messenger RNA. RefSeq names its product small muscle protein X-linked (gene smpx). The coding region runs from base 280 to 531 and encodes 83 amino acids. NCBI's taxonomy places the organism in Eukaryota, Metazoa, Chordata, Actinopteri, Cypriniformes, Nemacheilidae. The transcript is spliced from 6 exons. Gene Ontology annotation, cellular component: muscle tendon junction; M band; costamere. The record is from RefSeq and is a predicted model, not a curated record.